This is a messenger RNA of Aedes aegypti (yellow fever mosquito), 1586 nucleotides long. Its product is annotated as putative serine protease K12H4.7. The transcript is spliced from 2 exons. NCBI's taxonomy places the organism in Eukaryota, Metazoa, Arthropoda, Insecta, Diptera, Culicidae. Gene Ontology annotation, biological process: proteolysis. Bases 56 to 1459 code for a protein of 467 amino acids. Gene Ontology annotation, molecular function: dipeptidyl-peptidase activity; serine-type exopeptidase activity. The record is from RefSeq and is a predicted model, not a curated record.
CUAGCUCUAGGUCACAUUUGGUUUCUGUAAUUGCUACCCGAAAGUGCUGUUCACCAUGAUUACGAGGUCGGUUAUCUUGCUGGCCGUUUUGUUGGCCGUAGCCAACGGAAUGGUCCGCGAAGCUUGGUUCGAGACCAAGGUUGAUCACUUCAACCCACGUAACGUCGAUACGUUUUCGAUGCGGUACUACUCCAACGAUGAGCACUCCUACCCAAAGGGACCCAUCUUCGUCAUCGUUGGAUCGAAUGGACCCAUUGAGACCCGCUAUCUGAGCGAGGGUCUGUUCUACGAUGUGGCAUACCUGGAGGGAGCUUUCCUGUUCGCCAACGAGCACCGAUACUUCGGACACAGUCUGCCGGUUGAUGAUGCAUCUACGAAUAACUUGGAUUUCCUGACCAUCGACCAGGCCCUUGCUGAUUUGGCUGCGUUUGUCCACCAUAUUAAGCAUGAAGUCGUACGCAACCCAGAAGCCAAGGUUAUCCUGAUGGGCUACGGUUAUGGCGGAAGUUUGGCCACUUGGUUCCACCAGCAGUUCCCCCAUCUUACCAACGGUGUGUGGGUAUCCAGUGGAACCGUUGAAGCUGAUUUCGACCUGACCGGUUACAUGGAAUCGCUGGGUGAAACCAUUGGCGAAUUCGGCGGACGAGGCUGUUAUGGUACCAUCUUCUCUGGAUUCCGUGUGGCCCAGAACUUGAUUGCCAUGGAUCGCGCAGACGUGUUGAACGAACAGUUCAAUCUGUGCGAAGCCUUGGACACCGACGACGUGAUGGACUCCACUGCUUUCCUUUUGGGACUUCAACGGGCUAUUGAAGACGAAAUGAUGCAUCUGCGCAAUACUCAAUCUACCACUGAUAUGUGCGGUAUUAUCGAUAACGAAGAGGAUACCAUCGAAAACAGUCUGCUGGCUUUGGGCAAUUGGUUCGCUGAGGAGCAUCAGUUUGAAACCUGCGUUGAUCUCAGCUUCGAAGCUUUCAUGGCACCUUACAUGGAUACUGACUUUGACGACAGUGACCUCCAGGCUGGACACCGCCAGCGUCUGUAUCUGCAGUGCACCGGAACCGGAUUCUUCGCCACUUCGGAUUCGUUCUACCAACCAUUCGGAGAUCAGAUCGAUUCGGACUUCUACGUGGAAGUGUGCCGUCAUGCCUUCGGAGAUUGGAUCAAUGAGGACUUGAUCCGUGCCCAGGUUUUCCGAACGAAUGUUCGCUUCGGUGGCAAGCAACCGGAAAUCGACAACGCUCACUUCACCCACGGAGACAUCGAUCCGAUGAUGGUGACCGGUAUUGUGGAAGAUCUGAACGAAGAAGCCGAGGCUACGGUGAUCCCGAACACAUUCCACGCUCCGGAUCUGGAGUCGAUCGACUAUGUGUACGAUUCUCCUGAAUUGAUCGCUGCCAAGGAACACACGCGCAACCUGAUCGAUCUGUGGAUCUUCGAGGAUUUCGAUCCGAUUGUGUAAAUAGGUGAUAAAUAUGCGUUGGGUGAUUUCGCUCCCAUUCGUAUCAAUAGUUGAUAAAAUUGUACGGUGGUAAAGUUUAGCAAUCCGCCUAAUAAAUAUUUACUAGGAUUUUCUAACUCAAAACAAA